Messenger RNA from Polychytrium aggregatum, 1837 nucleotides. RefSeq lists its product as uncharacterized. Lineage: Eukaryota; Fungi; Chytridiomycota; Chytridiomycetes; Polychytriales. Gene Ontology annotation, biological process: regulation of actin filament polymerization. The transcript has 3 exons. Bases 168 to 1667 code for a protein of 499 amino acids. The record is from RefSeq and is a predicted model, not a curated record. Gene Ontology annotation, molecular function: protein binding.
CGCUGGUGAAUUGGGCUGCUCCCACACCGGUCUCCCUUCUCGCCAAGCCGCAUCGGUCUUUUCUAACAACCUCCCGCUCCGUCCGAGAUCCUGGUCCACUUCCACGGCUUUGCUCUGCUCUGCUACCGCUCCUUCCUCGUGACAAGACACAUCCCCUCGACGUUACCAUGUCGGCCCUAUUGCUUCGGCAUCUCUUGCGCACUGUCCUGGCCAUGCUCUGGAUCACCAGUGUCUCGGCGCUGACUCCCAGCCUCAGUCUGGCUGCAAAUACCGUCUGGGCUGCGGGCUCCAGCGUCUCCAUCUCUGUCGUCUGGGCGGCCGGGAGCACCUUCCCAGCCAAAGGAAGGCUCGAGAUCCUGCUCGAGCCCGCAGGGAUCUUGCUGGUCAACAAAUCCAUCCCGAGUGUCGCUGAAACCAAGGCCUACGCAGCCACCCUUCCGAAAACGCUUGAGCCUGGUGCAAGCACCCUCCGUCUGUGCGCCAUCGGCACCACCACUUGCGUCGAAAGUACUCCCCUCACGAUCGGUGCUGCUAGCUCCGGUACAACUGCCGCUGCCGCCUCGACGACCCUCAAGCAUCAAUCUGCCACCGGUCGAGCUUCCGGCUCGGCCGCACCCGCUGCUCUGUCCACGCUCGGCUCGGCUCCGUCAACUGGAUCGAAUGACUUUGGCGGCCUCAGCACCCCAGUGAUCGCUGGCAUCGCCGGCGGUGCGGCUGCCUUCCUUGCCCUUGUCGUCAUCGGGUGUUGGUACUCUCGGCCCAAACCUUCCCGUACAAGCAUGAGCUUUUCCCACAACGAGCUCGAGAAGGGCUUCCAUUCCAAAGACCACUCGGGCUGGGCUUGCCAGAGAUCCUCCAGGCUCUUUUUCUCGAAGCGGGCCACACAAGAGGACCUCCAGUUCCCAUACACCACCAUGGUCUCGGACCAGUCCAACAGUCAUUCGUCCCAAUCCCAGAGCACGGCCACGGUGACCUUCAAUGACUGCGACCGACCAAGCCAUGAUGCUGGCCUGUCUCGCCCCAGCCAGGACGCUUUCCAGGCCGGGCCCGCUCCUGGAAUGUCUCCGGCACGCACAUCAUCCACCAAGGCUGACCUUGAGCUCUCGCUGCCGCCUGUUCUCACCGAUGCUCGCACGGUCCUUUUCUCGCGUGAAUCUGAGCAGCUGGACGAGCUCGCUGUCGUCCCGAGCCAGAAGGUAUUUGUUCUCAAGGUCUUCAGCGACAACUGGGCCUUUAUCCAGACCCAGGCCGGCGAGCGUGGUCUUGUCCCAAUGACGUAUCUCAGCGGCAAAACAGUCUCCCCAGCACGUUCCUCCAACAUCCCCGGCUCGUCGAGUUCCUCGGUCGUGUCAACUGCCGUAGACACAUGGGGCUCGCCUCGAUCCUCCAACUCGGCCGCAAACCUAAUCAAGGCCAGCGAAGCACCACGAGACGGAGAUUCGGAUCAAGAGUCAUCCGCAAGCCAAGGAGGUGACCUGGACAUCACCGUGGCCCCGGUUCCGGAGUACCUCAACGCUGCUUUCCAGUACACCGCCACUCGUGCCGACGAGCUGUCACUCGGCCUCGGAGAACGCAUCCGAGUGCUCAAGCGAUUCAGAGAUGGCUGGGGGCUGGGCCAGAAUAGCCAAGGCCAUAUUGGCUUGAUCCCGCUCAACUUUUUGCGAUAAGCGAGGCGCACAGAUCGCUUGCUUCCUCCUUCCCUCCCUCCCUCCAACUAAAACGGAAUAUGGCCGUAUCUUUGGUUCCCCCACCUCCUGCCCUCUGCGUCUGCUUCACUUGCCCAUUCAGUUUAUUGCUCCAUUCAUCCAUCCAUCUAUUCAUCCAUCCAUCCCUUCAU